Messenger RNA from Effrenium voratum, 907 nucleotides. NCBI's taxonomy places the organism in Eukaryota, Dinophyceae, Suessiales, Symbiodiniaceae. The record is from the annotation of a GenBank genome assembly.
UAGUUACUUCGUGCACAGCCGAAGGCUUAGGCCAGGCCUCCGCCGCCAUGGGUGACAGCAAGCUUCCAGUCUUCUUUGCGAUCGCGCUUGCGGACGGGAUCUGCGCCGUGCUGUGGUUCAUGUCCAUCAGCCUGGAUGACCCGCCCUUCGAGACCGAGUCGGAGCUGACCGGGGCCUUUCUGGGAUUGCUGGCACUGGUGGGCACAGGCCUGUCCUUCGCAGUGGCUGCCAACGAGUCACUAGCUGUUUGGGGCCUGGUGGCGUUGAUGAAGGCCUUCUAUUUGUUUGGGACCUUAUCACUGUGCAUGUACAUGAUGACAGUCAAGAGCCACAAGCUCCACAAGAAUUAUGGCUACUUCCUGGUGGGGAUGCCCGCGCUUCUGUCCGCGGUGGUCAGCCUUGUGUAUGCGUUUACAAGCCUGAGCCGCGAGCUGGGCUCGAGCCCAGCGAGGCGCGUGCCGCCACAGACGCAGAUGCGGCAGAUGCACCAGAUGCACCAGAUGCACAUGCAGACGCACCCGAUGCAUGCCGGCCAGGCCCAACCUUUCACAGCGCCGUAUGCGCAGCCCCACUAUGGCUGCCCUCCGCCACACCCGCCAAUGCCAUACCAAUCGCCGAUGCCACCCAUGUCGCCUAUGCCAGGACCAGCACGUCCGCAAAGGUGAGUCGCUAUCUGAUGGUGCCAAAGAUGCACCCGGCUUCAGUUUCAGGAGCCACCGUUUCCGACAAAGGUUUGUGUAGGCGAGGGCAAGUGUUUGUUGCAAAAUCCCUUUGGCACGGCAUUUUCAUGAUGAAUGGUCCUGCCCUGAGAAGUGAACAGUAUUUCGGUCGUACACAUUGGAGAUGGAUUCCUUGGGUUAGCGAUGUUGGCUUGCACCUUAUCUCAACAGGUGCAUACGACCAAAGU